GCUGGAGCAACAGAGAAAGGAGCAAUGGAUGCAGCUAAUAUUUUAAAACCAAUGUUAUCAAGAGGAGAAUUACGAUGUAUUGGAGCAACAACGUUAGAGGAAUAUAGAAAAUAUGUUGAAAAAGAUCCAGCAUUUGAAAGACGAUUCCAACAAGUUUAUGUAAGUGAACCAAGUGUAGAAGAUACAUUAUAUAUUCUUCGAGGAAUAAGAGAGAAAUAUGAAAAUCAUUAUGGAUUAACAAUUACGGAUUCAGCAUUAGUUUCAGCAGCAACAUUAAGUAAAAGAUACAUCAAUGGAAGAUUUCUUCCUGACAAGGCAAUUGAUUUAGUUGAUGAAGCAUGUGCUACAUUAUUUACACAAAAGAAUUCACAACCAGAAGAAAUAGAUAGAUUAGAAAGAAGAGAAACACAAAUAAAUGUGGAGAAAAUAGCAUUAGAAAGAGAAGUUAAAGAAACGGAUGAAGAACAUAAAAAAGUUAUUGAAGAAAGACUUAAAGAAAUUGAAAAAGAAAUGAGUGAAAAUAAAGAGAAAUUAACAAAGUUACGAAUUAAUUAUGAGAAAGAAAAAGGAGGAAGUGAAGAAAUGAAAGAACUUGCAACAAAAAUAGAAAGUAUGAAACAUAAAGCAGAAAGUACUAAAGAUUUAGAAGUAGCAGCUGAUUUGAAAUAUUAUGCAAUACCAGAAGCAGAAAAGAGAUUGGCAGAAUUAAAGAAACAAAAUAAAGAAACAACAAUGAUAUCAUUACAAGUCACAGCAACACAAAUAGAAGAAGUUGUGAGUAGAUGGACAGGAAUUCCAGUUACUAAAAUGAAUCAAAGUGAGAAAGCAAGAUUACUGAAUUUAGAAAGUGAAAUACAUAAACGAGUAAUAGGACAAGAUGAAGCAGUGACAGCAGUUAGUGAUGCAAUCAUUAGAAGUAGAGGAGGAUUAGGAAAUGAAAAACGACCAAUAGGAAGUUUUAUGUUUUUAGGACCAAGUGGAGUAGGUAAAACAGAAUUAGCAAAAGCAUUAGCAGCUGAAUUGUUUGAUCAG
Molecule: messenger RNA, 1032 nt
Organism: Entamoeba histolytica HM-1:IMSS
Lineage: Eukaryota; Evosea; Mastigamoebida; Endamoebidae
Product: heat shock protein 101, putative
Exons: 1
Biological process (GO): cellular response to heat
Cellular component (GO): cytoplasm
Molecular function (GO): ATP binding; ATP hydrolysis activity
Source: RefSeq, a predicted model, not a curated record